Molecule: messenger RNA, 2998 nt
Organism: Megalobrama amblycephala (Wuchang bream)
Lineage: Eukaryota; Metazoa; Chordata; Actinopteri; Cypriniformes; Xenocyprididae
Product: golgin subfamily A member 6-like protein 22
Exons: 3
Coding region: 1-1983 (660 amino acids)
Molecular function (GO): GTP binding
Source: RefSeq, a predicted model, not a curated record
AUGAAAAUCAAGUUGCUUGAGUCGGAGAUUGUCCAGGUAAAUGACAGCGAGACCACCCCCUUUAACAUGGAGAUGAGGUCUGGACAGAUAAUUAUAUCCUUCAGAUCGACAGUUCAGAAGCGCAAAAUGUCUAUGCAGGGAAUUCAAGUUAGUGGUACGUUGCUGGGCAUCAUGCCAAAAAGACAAAGAACUUCAGUCAACAUCCCUGUCAACAGUCCUGUCAACAUCCCUGUCAACAGUCCUGUCAACCGUCAUUUAUCCAGAAGAAUCGUGCUGCUGGGUAAAAGUGGUGUUGGGAAAAGUGCAGCUGCAAACACAAUACUGGGACAGAGAGAGUUUGAAUCUAGAGUUGGCUCAAAUUCAGUAACCUGUGAAUCUUCAGUGAAACAUGCCACUGUUUCUGGCAGGAAAGUGUCUGUAGUUGAUACUCCUGGAUUCUUUGACACACACAUGAGCUCUGAGCAGUUAAUGAUAGAGAUAGCAAGAAGUGUUUAUAUAUCCAGUCCUGGACCUCAUGCUUUUAUCAUUGUGUUUCCUGUGAAUAGAUUCACUCAGCAGGAGGAAGAGAUUCCUAAAAUCAUUGAGAUGUUGUUUGGUGAAGAAGUGUUGAAAUACUCCAUGAUUCUCUUCACUCAUGGAGAUCAGCUAGAAGGAAGGUCCACAGAAGGAAUCAUUGAAGAAAAUGAAGCAUUAAGAGAUCUAGUUGAUCAGUGUGGAGGCAGAUAUCACGUCUUCAACAAUAAAGAUGAGAAUAACAGAGAGCAGGUGAAUGAUCUACUGCAGAAGAUUGACACAAUGAUAGAGCAGAAUGGAGGAGGACACUACAGUAAUCAGAUGUUUGAAGAUGCUUACAGAUUCAGACGAGAAAAAGAGUUUCAGAGUGUAAGAAAUGAGACAGAACAGAGAAUCAGAGCAGAGAUACAGCGUGAGAACAAUGAGAGACAAGAACAAGUGCAGAUUCAAAGACGAGAGGAGAUUGAGAGAGUGAGAAUGAUGACAGAGGAGAAAAUCAGAGCAGAGUGUGAAACUCAAAUGAGGUCUGAAAUGAGAAGACUUAAAGUUGAAAGACAGAGAGAGGAAGAGGAGAGAAAACAACAAGAGGAGAGGAAAAGACAUGAUGAGAUUGAGAGAAUGAAAAAGCAGACACAGGAGAAAAUCAGAGCAGAAAUACAGUAUGAGAUUAAUUUGAGACAACAAGAUGAGAAGAAAAAGAGACAAGAGGAGAUUGAGAGAGUGAGAAUGAUGACAGAGGAGAAAAUCAGAGCAGAGUGUGAAACUCGAAUGAGGUCUGAAAUGAGAAGACUUAAAGUUGAAAGACAGAGAGAGGAAGAGGAGAGAAAACAACAAGAGGAGAGAAAAAUACUUGAUGAGAUUGAGAGAGUGAAAAAGCAGACAGAGGAGAAAAUCAGAGCAGAAAUACAGUAUGAGAUUAAUUUGAGACAACAAGAUGAGAAGAAAAAGAGACAAGAGGAGAUUGAGAGAGUGAGAAUGAUGACAGAGGAGAGAAUCAGAGCAGAGUGUGAAGCCCGAAUGAUGUCUGAAAUGGGAAGACUUAAAGUUGAAAGACAGAGAGAGGAAGAGGAGAGAAAACAACAAGAGGAGAGGAAAAGACAUGAUGAGAUUGAGAGAGUGAAAAGGCAGACACAGGAGAGAAUCAGAGCAGAGUGUGAAGCUCGAAUGAGGUGUGAAAUGAGAAGACUUAAAGUUGAAAGACAGAGAGAGGAAGAGGACAGAAAACAAAAAGAGGAGAAGAAAAAGAGACAAGAGGAGAUUGAAAGAGUGAAAAAGCAGAGAAAUACAAAGUGUGAAGAAGGAUAUGGAUUUAAGGAGUUUUUUUCCAAGUAUUGGAAACACUUUUUAAUGGGCAUCGCAGCUGGUGCUAUAAUUGGUGGAGUUGUUGGUGGAGCUGUUGGUGGAGCUGUUGGUGGAAUUGUUGGUGGAGUUGUAGGCUUAAUUGUUGGUAAAAGGCAGGGGCAUCACUAAUGGGUGGAAAAAAUGUUGGGUAACACUUUACAAUUCUGGUGCACUAAUAUGCAUUAAUUCAUGCUUAACUAAUGCACAGAUAAUCAUGUGUUAAUGUAUGACUCAUGAAGAACUAAACCAUUAAUUAAUGAUUACUGCAUCAGCAACUAAUAAAGAUUCUAUAUGAUUAAUAGAUUAAGUAAUAUAUGAAUUGUUGUUAAUUAUAUGGCAUAAUGUAUUAACUCCUUAAUAACAUAUUUUAUUAACACAUUCAUUUACAAUUUUAAUUAACUACCACAAUGGGUUGAAGCCAUAUAUUUCAACUUUCAGUUGUCUGCAUUAAUUAAUCAUUAACAUAUCAUUAACAUAUCAUUAUGUUAUGACUACUUGUUGAGGCACAUGACUAUUAACUAAUUGUUAAAUAAUAUGUAAUUAAUGGGUUUUGACAGUUGCACAUGCAGUAAGUGUAAUGUCAGAGAAUGUGUUUGAAGAACAUUUUUAUUAUAAUUACAAUUAAGGAAUUUUUUUUACCUAGGGAAGUAAAACUGUCGAAACAAUCACAUAUAUUAAACUCUGUAGCUGAAUAGAAAACAUGGAAGCUGAAAGAAAAUAUUCAGUGAUUGAUUAACUAAUGUGUGACAAGUGUCUGCAACAUAGGUUGAAGUAAUGGAACAGUCUCUAGUUUAGCGGAGAACAGAAUCAAUGCUGGCAGUAAAUAAAUCACAGAAUCUUGUAUGGAAAAUUCUUAUUUUGUAAUUCAGCAGUCACACAAAAGACAUGAACUAUAAUUUGAAACAAAACAAUAAAAUUGAUCCACAAAAUAUGAAUUCUGUGUUGUCUUUUUUCCUCUUAUUCUAUUAAGAUUUGAAUUAUUUUUCCUUUUUAAAGAAUUCAGUGUAUUUUAUCUCUGUUUACAUAGACUGAAGGAAUUUUAAAGACUUACAAAAUCAUUUUAUUUAGUAUUUAGCUUCACUGUCUUCUGAAUUUUAGAGUUUAAGGUUUAGAGUACUAAACAGGGAAAAUUAGUGAGUACAAU